AGUUUUCGGAUUUACUGAUAGCAAGUUGUGUUUUUCUGUUGUUCUGACCAUCAGGCACAAAACAUCAUCAAUUUCUUCGGAAAAUAUAUUCCUAACUCAUUACGCAAGGAUUCUAUCCUCCACUUCCUUUGGAAACUCGAUAUAUUUGUUCGCAGCUUAGCACCGCACAACAAAAUAAAAAAAAACGAAGUAAACAAAACCUAA
Molecule: messenger RNA, 204 nt
Organism: Clunio marinus
Lineage: Eukaryota; Metazoa; Arthropoda; Insecta; Diptera; Chironomidae
Source: the annotation of a GenBank genome assembly